Molecule: messenger RNA, 894 nt
Organism: Malania oleifera
Lineage: Eukaryota; Viridiplantae; Streptophyta; Magnoliopsida; Santalales; Ximeniaceae
Exons: 1
Coding region: 144-659 (171 amino acids)
Source: RefSeq, a predicted model, not a curated record
GACACGCAAAGAGAUAUUUUUCGCUACGCGCAUCCUCAUGAGGAUAACCGUGCACCCGCACAAACCAGAUGUAAUAAACCGCCAAAGAGCUACGGAAAAUGGGUUGAAAUUUUGGGAAGAAGCAAAAGAUAUCUAGGGCAUCCAUGGAAGUACUUUCCAAGCAAGAAAUGAUGAUCGCCGAAGACGAUCUCUCCAACUGGGAACUCGUCAAUGCGUCCGAUCUCGACGAGGAUGAACAGCACGAUCAUCUCAUCGAUUACUCUGACUCUGCUUAUGAUUCCGACGGGGCUGCUUCUUGGUUGAGUCUCAUGAGUCUUCUCUCGUCGGCUCACGAUGAUGAUGAUGAUGAUGAUGAUGAUGAUGUUGAUGCUGUUAAUGAGGGGGAAGAAGAGCCGCUGGACGAGGAAGAUGUACUCGAGGAUGAUUACGGUGAUUACGAGGAUGACGAUGAUGACGAGAACGAUGAUCUCAGCGAUGAUGGUUUGGACGACGAGCUCGUGCCUCGCUAUGUGAGCGACCGGCUCGGCAGGGAGAGAAUGAGGAAAUUGGGGAAGAGAGCGUGCGCGAAGAUGGCUAAGUCUAAGAGAUCUCCGUAUCUCUACACAAGGCCUGGCUGUGUCCAUGGGAAGCAUGGGCUCGGCUUGAAACACAGCUUUUAGAAGAAGUGCAGUCUGGUUUCAUUUGCCUUAUCUGAUCUCGAACCAUGUAAGUACUACUGCUGUAGUUGGAUUAGUUCGGUAGACCUUUGUUUCUUUGUUAGGGUUGUCCUGAUUGGGGUUUCUUUCUCUGCGCUGUUGUUGCAAACUUGUUAUCUCCGUGGAUGAUCCUAAUUUCUCCUGGGGGAUUGGCUUGAAUGUUUAUAGAAAAUUCAUUGGACGGGCUCCAGUUUGAAGA